Culicoides brevitarsis is the source of this 1504-nucleotide messenger RNA. RefSeq names its product microfibrillar-associated protein 1 (gene Mfap1). Gene Ontology annotation, cellular component: U2-type spliceosomal complex. Gene Ontology annotation, biological process: mRNA splicing, via spliceosome. The transcript is spliced from 3 exons. Lineage: Eukaryota; Metazoa; Arthropoda; Insecta; Diptera; Ceratopogonidae. The coding region runs from base 76 to 1425 and encodes 449 amino acids. Gene Ontology annotation, molecular function: RNA binding. The record is from RefSeq and is a predicted model, not a curated record.
AGUGAAGUAAGCAGAAUUUGGUUGUUGGUAAAAAAAAAAUUAUUUACAUAAACAUAGCAAAUAAACCUGGAUAAGAUGAAUCAAGCGUCAUCCGUUUUUGGAAUUCAAAGCACAGCGGGAGCUGUACCUGUAAAAAAUGAAAAAGGCGAAAUUUCUAUGAAAAAAGUAAAGGUUAGUCGAUAUAUAUCAGGCAAACGACCUGAGUACGCUCAGUAUGAAAGUUCCGAUGAAGAAAGCACAGAAGACGAUUUCCUUCAUACUAAUCGCAAUCGAAUUGAAGAUAUUGAUACACAAGUCUCUAACCUUGAACCAGCAGGAGAAGAUGAUUAUUCUGAUCCACGGUUAAAACGUUUAAUAGAGUGCACGAAAUACGAUGGAAACGAGAAACGUAGAUACCGAACUGUUCAUGAGCCAGAAGUAUUACAAGAAAGCGAUGAGUUGAGUAAUUCUUCUGAACAGCAAAAUCAUAGAACGCGGCGUAUAUCACUAGAACAAAGCGAAACGGAUUCUAACGAAGAUUUGAGUGAUUCUGAGAUAGAACGAAGACGACAAAAGCUAAGAGAAAAGGCACUUCAGAAGAAGCAAGAUGAGGAACUUCUAGCAAAAGAGGAGGAAAAGCAGAGUGAUAUAUCGGAUUUAGACAGCUCUGAAUAUGAAACUGAUGAUGAAAGUGAAGGCGAAAAUGAGCCUCGAUUAAAACCAUUAUUUGUUCGCAAAAGGGAUAGAGCAACUGUUAUCGAAAAAGAACGCGAAAUAGACCAGCAAAAACAACAAGAAUACGAAGCAAGACGUCUUUUGAAGGAACGUAGAAGACAAACUCUUCGUUUAGUUGAAGAGAGCGUCAAAAAAGAACUUGAGCAACUUAAGGCUGAAAAAGAACCAAAUAUUGGAGACGUUAACACCGAUGAUGAGAAUGAUGAAAUCGAAUAUGAAGCUUGGAAAUUGCGUGAAUUAAAACGAAUCAAACGUGAUCGGGAAGAAAAAGAACAAUUAGAAAAAGAAAAGGUAGACAUAGAACGGUUGCGAAACAUGACUGAGGAAGAACGUCGACAAGAGCUUCGUUUGAAUCCAAAACUGAUAACAAAUAAAGCUGUAAAGGGCAAGUAUAAGUUUUUGCAGAAAUACUACCAUAGAGGAGCAUUUUACUUGGAAAAUGAAGAUAAUGUGCUAAAGCAAGAUUUUUCUGCUCCAACGUUGGAAGAUCAUUUUGACAAAACAAUUCUUCCAAAAGUCAUGCAAGUUAAAAAUUUUGGAAGAUGUGGACGAACAAAGUAUACACAUUUAGUGGACCAAGAUACAACAAAGUUUGAUUCUCCAUGGUUUACAGAUAGCACUGCAAAUGUUAAGUUUCAUACAGAGCGAGCCGGAGGAAUGAAACAGGUAUUUGAUCGUCCUUCAGCAUAUAAAAGAAAAAAUAAUCAAUGAAGAAUAAAACUUAUUUUAAUACAAUAAAAAAAUUUGGAUCGUUUUUGAAGUUCCAUUUAUAUCAAGUUUAUAUCAAAUA